This is a messenger RNA of Penaeus vannamei (Pacific white shrimp), 2458 nucleotides long. The record is from RefSeq and is a predicted model, not a curated record. NCBI's taxonomy places the organism in Eukaryota, Metazoa, Arthropoda, Malacostraca, Decapoda, Penaeidae.
AUGUCGGAUCACCCACUUAGGAUGCAGCCAAUUUCGCUCAACGUGCUAAAGAGGCCACAGGUGUUAUUUCAUCACGCCGUCGACUGGUCGUGGAUGUUGCAUCGACCUAGCAUUGCACUCCGAAUUUUCCAUCGUUCAUGCCACACCCGAGUCGUCCAGCUGCUGUUGAGUAAGGGCGCCCUGCUGCACCGGGAUCACCAUGGCAGGACACCACUACACCUGGCUGCUCUCGGGGGACACAGGGACACCAUCAGCGCCAUCCUCACCAUACACAGCCACACGUUGGAUCAGACGGAUAAGGAAGGGAACACCGCCCUACACGUGGCUGUGCGAGCGAACAAACCGGAGACAGUGAGUCAGCUGAUGAGUCUCAACUGCAAAUUCCUCGAGAACUUGGCCUCUUGCAAGCCCAUUGACAUUGCCAUUCAGUACAAGCUGUCUGAGUCGGCCUUGGCUCUCGUCACGCACGAUCGAGGCCCAACGGAGGUGCUCGGGACGUCAAGCAAGAUCCACGGUUGCAUCUGCAUGGCCCUCAUUCGGACUCUGCCAAAGGUCUUCGAGUCAGUGCUCUUCCAGGCCAUAGUCAAGGCAGACGUCAAGGAGCAGGCCAAGGACUUCUAUAUCAAGUACAACUUCUACCCGCUGCAACUGACCCCUGAACAACUCGACGCAGAGAAGAUCAAGCAGAAGAAUCCGAAUUUUCGUCCAGAGCCCCUGUAUGCUUGCAAUGUAGGUCAUUUUGCUUGCAAUGGAGGUCAUUUCCGAGGUCGCGCUUGCGAUGGUGGAGUCCGGCGAGUGGAGCUCCUGAUGCACCCCCUCACCCAGAAGUUCCUCGAGAUGAAGUGGCAGGCCUAUGGGAAGUACAUCCACCUCUCCAACCUCUUCGUGUACCUCGUGUUCCUGGCGCUGGUCACCAUCUUCGCCGUCGGGGUCCUGGGACAGCAGAGUUUCGUCAUGUCCAAUGUAACGAGGGUUCCUGUGGAUAACGUGUCGGAUAUAACGACCACCGGCGAGUUUCAGUUACAUAUCGAAGACACACCUGGCUGGAUGUUCUGCAUGGCCAUCGGGAUAACUGUGUUUGCCGUGUUGAGUAUGAUGAAGGAGGCAUUCCAGAUAUACUACCAUCGACUUAAGUACCUGGCAGAAGCGAUCAACUUCGUGGAAUGGACAAUGUACCUGGCAUCGAUAUGUAUGGUGAUGCCUGUGUUCCUUGGCACCAAUUGGCACAACCAGCAGUACAACUCGGCCGCCCUUGCUGUCUUCUGCUCUUGGUUCAUACUCCUCAUUUACUUUCAGAGGUUUGACCGGAUUGGGAUAUACAUUGUGAUGUUCCUUGAGAUUCUGAACACACUUAUAAAUGUUCUUCUUGUGUUCUCUGUUCUUAUCGUCGCCUUUGGACUUGCCUUCUAUAUCCUGAUGUCACAUGGAGGUCAGCUGUCCUUCUCGAACGUGCCGAUGUCGAUGCUGCACACUUUCUCCAUGAUGCUCGGGGAGGUCGACUUCUUGACCAUCUACGUCUACCCCUUCUACCAGGAAAGCACCCGGGGGGACAUCCUGCUCUUCCCACGCACCACGUUCGCCCUUCUGGUAAUCUUCAUGAUCCUGAUGCCGAUUCUACUCAUGAACCUCCUUAUUGGUCUGGCUGUUGGGGACAUCGAGAGCGUGAGGAAGAAUGCACAGCUGAAGAGGAUCGCUAUGCAGGUCGAAAUGCACACAGAACUGGAGAACAAACUCCCCGAAAUGAUCAUCCGGCGAGUGAACAAAAGUGAACUGGUGAUCUACCCGAACUGCAGGAAAGGAACGCACCUGAUGAACAAGAUCCUCAGCGCGUUCAACUUCGCCUGUCCGUUCAGCGACAAGAAAGGAACGGAGCUCGAGUCGGCGGACAGCGCGGGCGACGACUACCUGUGGGAGGAGCUGGAGGGGCAGAGGAGGCGCCUCAGGGACAUCUCGGCCGUCCUCGACACGCAGACGAAGCUCCUGCGGCUCAUCAUGCAGAAAAUGGAGAUCAGGAGCGAGGCCGAUGACGUGGACGAGGGCGUGAACCUGGAGGACAUCAUGAAGCCAUUUCCCAACCGUAAAUUCGCCCCGUCGUCAGCCACCUCCAGACGCGCCAUCUUGUACAGGAAGGAGUGAAACAAAAGCGCAGAGGGAUGCGUGACUGCGCGGGAAUUUUUGUUUUUAUUUAUGAAUUUCUCUUUUUUUCUUGUUAUUUAUUUAUUUAUUUAUUUAUUUUUCGAGAGAUCGUGAUGAAGAAGUGCUUCAGGAGGAAUGCGAUUUUUUUUUCUUUGGAUGGCCGAGGGCGAAGGAAAUAUUUUUGAAAGAAAAGGCCAUCUAUUUGUGCACAGUCGACAAUAAAAAGUUAUUGAUUUCAAAUGUACGGUAAUUCUAAGUCAGUGUUUAAAAAAUGUUAUUAACAGAAUUAAGUGUUUUAGGAACAAAGAUAGUUCAGCUUAAA